AUGGAUCUCAGCGAGUGGCCCGAGAAGAGGCUGGCCAUAGACAGGUGGAGCCGACUCACGGCGGUCCCACCUGAGGAGCAGGGCGAGACGUUGCUGCUGCACCUGACAAAGGAGGCGGCGAUAGCGACGAGACAUCUUCGACCAGGAAGUGUACAGUUCGCUGGAGGGCUGCAGAAGGUGAUCAUGGCGCUGGACACGCUGGCCUCCCCAGAGGGGGACGUCGAGACGUUUCAGCAGCUCGAGAAGACGCUGUUCGCAGCACCGAGAGCGCGAGAUGAGACGCUCAUGAAGCUCACGAACAGGAUCCGCGCGGAACAGAGGGAGCUGAUCAGGUUGCUGCCUAGCGCGCUCAACGAGACGGUCAUGGGCUUCCUGCUGCUUCGAGGGGCCGGCCUGGCCAAGACGGAACGCAACCAAGUGCUCAUCCAGACGGGCUACGACUACGACGUGAACAAGCUGGUAGCGAUCCUGAAGCGCAUGACGGACGACAACACGGUCACGGAGAAGACCUCGACAACCAGAGCGGCUUCCUACAUGGCGGGAGUUCGGGAAGAGGAGCCGCAGGAGGAUACUGAGGUCGAGGACGACGACGACCCCAUCUAUGACGCGAUGGCGAACUUGCUGGGCAUAGACGACGACAAGGAGCCAGACGACAAGCUCGAGAACGGCGAGGCUCUCACGGAGGCCGAGGCGCUGGACUGCUUAGCGGCGCUGGUCGGGCCAUCACCAAAGCCCAGGACAUGGGGUGAAGCUCGGAAGAUCGUGGCCGACAAGAAGACGAACAGGGGGUUCCACAACAUCAAGGACAGGAAAAGGACCGAGGAGAAGAUAGAAGACAUCAAGAAGAGGACGAAGUGCGGCAUAUGCAAGAAGCUGGGUCACUGGCACAAGGCGUGCCCCGACAAUCCGAAGAACAAGGGCAGGGUGACGGGCGGCUUCUUCGCGAUGACGGUGCUCCAGGACGACGAGGUGUGUAGCUACGUGGCAACGGAGGCGAAGAUGGCGGAGAGAUCCAACAUGGUCGAGCACAUCACGCUGGCAAUCGACAUCGAGAAGUCGGGCAGGCCAGGCUGGGGCGCGGUCGACACGGCAUGCGGCUUCAACAUGAUGGGCCUGGUCACCUUCGACGCUUGGGCCAAGCACUACAAGGACGUGCACAGCAUCACGCUGGAGACGGUGCCCUACCACAAGAAGUACAGGUUCGGGAACGACCAGGUCUGCACGGCGACGGAGGGCGCGUUCAUUCCGAUCAUGCUGGGCCACUUCAGCGGAGUGAUCUUCGUGUGCCUGGUCAAGGGCGCGGCCCCACUGUUGCUCUCCAAGACGUUCGUUGUGGAGCUGAAGGCGUCACUCCACGCGUUCCAGCCGGAGUUGGACCUGCCAGAGCAGAACGUCAGACUUCCUCUGGCCCACGCUGGAGGUGAGCACUUCCUGCUGCAGCUCGACAGCUUCGCGCGCCCGUGGAGGAAGCCUGAGAGCUGGACUCUGUGCUCGAGGGAGCGGUUUCAGAGCAACCUGGACAACGGGCAAGGGGAGAUCGUAGGUCAGGAGGGUAGAGUACAAGAGCACGGCAACGAGCUAGACAAAAGCAAAGGCAAGCACAACAGCGCCAGAGAAGACAGCAACUACGACAAGCCAAGCAAAGAGAACAACAAGUGCAAUGACAUAGUGGCCGAGGCCACAGAAGCCGCGGCGAAGCCUGUGAAUCCCCAGAAGGACCCGAAGGUGAGGGACAACCCAGAGAGGGGGAAGGGUUUUCAGUGGCCGUGGCACGAGAUAGACAACCGACCGAGGCCGCCAACGGGAGCAAUGAUCUGCAGUUUCUUGGGCAUCCCCAACCAGGGCCCCUGUCCACCGAAGAGCAACCCGAGGCAGGCUCGAGAUCGCGAUCCAGCUCGAGAGACGGCGUGCGUUCACGAGUUCACGGGCCACGGCGGCAACGGUCGAGCGUUCUGGGUGCAGUGUUGCGGCUGCAAGAUGCACCUCGAGUACUGCCCGCAGUCAGCCCCAGGGAUGAUGAAGGUCAUCAACAUGCUCAACGACUUCAAGGACGAGGAGGCGAGGAUCAAGGGAUGGAAGCCCAGAGCGACCAAGACCAGCAGCAAGAAGAAGGAGGAGACCGAGACGGGACCAACAGCGACCAGCAGGCACCAGGACAACCGGUGUCAGAAGGACGAGCUGGAGGAGGAGACAGAGGACUGGGAGCAGCUGGGCGACUCCCCACGGAGCAAGGCCUUGACAGCGCUGCGCGAGCUACUUCAGCGACUGCUAGAGAAGCUCAGCGACAAGCAGAACAGCGUGAUCAACAAGUCCAUCAAGCAGAUCAGCGACUUCGAGGACCUGACUCAGGCAGUGGAGGCCGCGAUCCCCGAGAGCAGCGCCUUCGUGAAUCAGGUCACCCUCAACUUCGAGCCCGAGCUGGACCAUCUCAAGGAGGACGAUCGAGCCGAAAGGAGCGUGACCAACAAGGAGAUCGUGACGCUCAUGGGUUCCCAUCUGCUGACGAGGAUGGGGCAGCGAGAAGUCUGGAGCAAGCUUCAACACUCAGCGCCUCUCAUGGUAGUUAUCAAGCCUCCGAAGGACAUCUACAACACCAAGUUGAAGGAGAAGAUCGGCAAGGAGAUGCUGACGUUCAUCUCCGACGUGGCGAUCAAGCAGGCCGUCACCGGCAGGUACUUCUAUUACGAGCAGGACAUGAACUCCAGGGACUGGGAGGAUCCCCUCAUCAAGAAGCUCAAGCGUCUACCCGACAUCGGCGAGGACAGAGCGCUUCGGAAGGGCCGCAAGUACUUCUCCAAUCUACCCAAGGAUGCCAUCGAGUACGCCAAGUUGUUGAGCCAGGAGUUCGUGAAUCGACCACCUCACACCGCCCUCGGGGACAUUGACGACUCCCCACAGGAGCUGGUUGGGGUGCUGGUUCGGACGAUCAUCGAGAUGAAGACCACGAAGGAGCUCGGGGAGCAGAUCGAGGACAAGUGUACAGCAUGCUGCGCGGCACCUACGACACCAACAACGGCACCAAAAGACGAGAAGAGCACGGACCCUCACGUCAAGCAGCAGGUUCAGAAGAUCCAUGAGAACAUGGGCCACUGCAGCAACGAGAACCUGGUCAUGGUGUUGAAGUACGGCAAGGCCAGACAGGCCUUCAUUGAGGCGGCGCAGAAGCUCGAGUGCCCGAGCUGCGAGGCGAACAAGAGGCCGAAGCUCGCGAAGCCCUCCAAAGCUCCGACUACCUACCAGUUCAACGAUGUCAUCUGCAUGGACAUCUUCUUCGUGUUGGGACCCGAGAACACCACCAAGGUGCCCAUGCUGAACAUAGUCUGCCACGGUACUGGACAUCAAGUGGCGAUACCUCUACCGAGUCGACAUGGCCCUCAGAUACGGCGUCAUUACCGCGCAUUCUGGAAGCGUGUUUACGGGGUGCCCCGCAUGAUAGUCAUUGAUGGCGAGAAAGGUUUCUCUGCAGGUGAGUUUCCAGAAGCUGCUGAAGGAGAUGGCUCCGAGAUCAAGGUGGCGAGCGCUACUUCACCAUGGCAGGCGGGCAAGACCGAACGCGCUGGAGGCACCUGGAAGGAGACCUUCUACCGAACCAGGCAGAAGUUCAACACCAACAACUGGGAGGACUUCUACGAGCUCGUGGACGCGGUCAACGUGGCUAUGGGCGAGGCGAUGAACGGUGACACCGAGUUGGCCAGGAGCAUCGACAUGCGCAAGGCCGCCAUGGCUGCCUACAUCGAGGCCGAGGUCGCAGCCUGGGAGCAGAUCGACAACACCAUGAAGGAGGAGUUGAACACCGAGAACAGAGGACGUCGUAAAUACGAAGACCUCACUCGACAAGAUCAGCCACCAGACGAUCUUGAAGUGCCUCACUUUGCUCCACCAGAGCCAGCCGCGGAUGAUCAAGGGGCAGCCUCACAGCCGCCCACCACAGAGAUCGAGAAGGCCGCGGAUGUCAACCCGGAGCUGAUUCCCAUGGCCACCAAGUACUACGAUCAUCUAGACGACGUGCCGUUGACGAUAAAGCAGAACAUCAACAAUCCGAUCUCAGCCAUACCAGUCAGCGAGCGGAUUGCCGUCAUCGAAGCAAAGAUCAACAAGGAGGCGGAAGCACCACCCAAGAAGAAGGUUAAGAAAGUGAAGGCACCAGUCGUCAGCUCAGCCAUGCUCACCAACACCAAUCAACGACUUCGUAAGGAGAUUACUGAGAAGUCGCUUCUGAACACCUACACGUACCAGCCCUCCAUCGCCGCUAAGCGUAGAGAGUGGGGCAACAUCACGGAUGCACAAGCAAUUCGACUACUUCCACCUGCUGAAGCCGAUAAAGUACGUCAAGAUCCCGAUCGAGCUUCCAGGAUCAUGGGUUCCCGCUGGGUGCUCACCGACAAGGGCGCCAAUCCUGAGGAGGUCGACGCUAGCAAGCGGCAGUUGAUGUUCAUGAGCGACGGCACUUGGAGGGUGGCAAAGGCUCGCUGGACCGUUCAAGGCCGCACCGACCCCGACCUGCUCGACCUCGAGACCUACAGCCCAGUCGUCGGCAAGGACUCCGUGUUCCUGAUUUUGCAGAUCCUGUGCUCUAACAAGUGGACCUUGCAGCUAGCAGGCAUCACUUCGGCUUUUACCGCUGGAGAUCCACUCGAUCGAUCUCAAGGCAGUCUCUAUGUGGAGCUUCCUCGCACUGGGAUUCCUGAUGUGGAGGACGGUUCGCUGGUGGAGUUACUCAAGGCAGUGUAUGGCCUAGGCGACGCUCCAUUACAAUGGCUAUCAGCUUUCACCAAGUACGCCAAGGAGAUCGGUUUCCAGUGCUCCAUCUUCGACAGCUGCGUCUUCUACCUGAGAGACGAGAAGGGACUUCACGGCAUCAUGGGCCUCACUGUGGACGACAUCGUGGGUGGUGGAGACGUUUUAUUCGACACUGCCUGUCAGGAGCUACGAGAAAGGUUUCCUUUCGGAGCGUGGCGCCACAAGAGCGGGAAGUACACCGGUAAGGAGCUACAGCAGAACGAGGACAACACCGAGAUCACCAGGCCCGAUCUAUCUGGUCCAGUGUCCCUACUUCAAGGAAAGAUGCCCAACCUGGUGGUGGACGACUUGCUGGAGGCGAACCGCAUCGGCAGGAUGACUAAAGAAUUCAGCUCGGUGAUUCUCAGGAUCAGGCACAUUCCAUUUCAUGAGAAGGCCUUUGCAGUUUUCCAUGACGCGGCCUGGGCAAAUGCCAGAGAUGGAGCUUCGCAGGCUGGAUACAUCGCGUUCGCCACACAGCGCAAUAUUCUCAAAGGGGAGCCCGCCAUCAUCUCGAUCCAGUCCUGGAAGAGUCACAAACUUAAGAGGAAGUGUGCUCACCAGUUCGGUGCCGAGACGCUGGCGAUUUCAGAAGGAAUGGCCAUGGGGGAGUUCAUGCGCACCAUGUUGCUCGAGAUUACGGACAGCGAGUUCGACCUGAUGAGGCCCUACAUGCUAGCAUCCAAGUUUCCAGUGAUCAGCGUCACCGAUUCCAGAGGCGGCUACGAUCACGUGGCCAAUCCCAAGGCAGGCUUAGCCGAGGACAAGCGCGCCGCCAUCGAUGUAGCUAUCGUUCGAGCAGCCAUGCAACGACCAGAAGUUCACCUACGGUGGAUCGAGGGCACCAGCCAGCUCACCGAUCCACUCACCAAGCGUAAGGGCGAGAGCGCCCUACUACGACAAGCACUACAUGACGGAGAAUACGGCAUCACCGCAGACAGCAUCGUGCUUCGCCGACGAUACGAGGACAGAGUUCGACGCCAGAAAAAGGAGCCAGUCAUCUUCGCCGUGACCGACUGCUGCUUCUCUGGACUCCACCUCUACGAGAUGGACUGUACUGGCACUUCAGGUGCUACCAGCAACGUGGACGAUCUCAACUACGAGCCCGAAGCCUACAAGCGCCUCAGGGAGACCCAGCAGAUCUUCAGAGAGAGGCCCGAGGUUAGUCGCUUGAACCAGGCGAGAAUGAGCUGCAUCGCUGGCCUCGCUGUCUUGCGCGACCUUAGCGACAAGGUCAAAGGCUUCAAGGAGCAGAGGGCCCUGCUCUCCCUGGUGCUUGGACACGAGGGCAGGCACCGGCACCGUUGCAGCCAGGACGGAGCCGAGAUGCGGAGCAGCGGGGCGCUGGUGCCAACGCUGGCCUCCGCCGCCGCGCCACCGCCUUCCAUCUCCAUCUCCAUCCCCAUCCCCAUCUACAUCCCCAUCCCCAUCCCCAUCCCCAUCCCCAUCCCCAUCUCCAUCUCCAUCUCCAUCUCCAUCCUCAUCCCCAUCUCCAUCCUUAUCCCCAUCUACAUCCCCAUCUCCGCCUCCAUCUCCGCCGGGGCGCGCCCGGAGGCGUACCAGGCCAACGACGCCUGCAAGUUGGCGGCGCUGACCGCCUGUACCAGGUGGCUGCACCUCCAGCACGCCAGCCCCACGCUGCGGGCGCAGAAGAGGUCCGCGGGCGCGGGCGGCGGCGGCGGCGGCUUCUCGUCGGACUUGGUGCGCCAGGGCCAGCUGAGCGAGCUCCCGCUCCUGAAGGUGGCGGCCCAGACCAUUAGCAGCGUGGGCACCUCCCACCUGGAGCUCUGCCGCGCCUGCGCCGACCUGCUGAGCGAGGCCCAGGCGCUCACCACCGAAGCCACCCCGCAGGCGCGCGCCGUGCAGCUGCUCGUCGCGCAGGCGGCCGUGGCGGGCGGCCGCCAGCUGCUGCCGCUCACGCAGCCGCACCUGGAGGCGUGGGUCGUGCACGACUCGGAGCUUUGCAUGCGCACUUCCGUCCUCGGCCGCCUAGUGGGCGAGCUGGGCGGCAUGUUCUGCAGGCUCGUCGUCGCCGACGCGAGGGAGGCGAAGAGCAACGGCAUGGGCGGCGCGUCUGGCUCCUCGGCAACGCUGUCCGAUCUCGCCGAGGUGGCCCUGCACCUGACCGCGCUGCGGCACACGGACCUGGCCAAGUGCGGGCUCGACUUCUGGUACGCCGUGCUCUCGCAGUACCUGGGCGCCGUGGCGGAGGAGGACGACCCCUUCGACGAGGAGGGGCCCAUGCCCGCGAGAUCUGGCGGCCCCGCGGGCACGUGGAUGCGGGGCCGAGGCCCCGAGCAGGAGGCCCAGAGGCGCGCGGAGGAGAAGCCCGCCCUGAUCCCACACAUCGAGAACAUGGUCAAGGCGCACUGGCGGGCCGUGCGGUACCCCGUGGAGCCGGAGCGGACGCCGAAUUUCGAAUGGGACGAGUUCGUCCGCUUCCGCGAGAUGUGCUCCAUCAACAUCACGGAGGCGUGCCUGGUGGUCACGCCGCUGUGGAUUAUUGAGUACAUCGGCGUGCUGCUUGAGGAGAUCUGUAAGGCGCCGUCCAUCGCGUGGCAGGACAUCGACGCCUGCGUUUUCGUGCUCACGGGCGUCGCGUCCAGGGCCGCUGCGGGCCAGGACACUGUCAUUCCAAAGCUCAUUGAGAUCUUGCCCACCAUACCGUACCACACAGAGGGCUUCAAGGCGCUGCUGCUGCGGUGCGCGGCGAGCCGGCUCAUUCUCUUCACCUCGGGCUACCUGGCGCUGAACCCGGAGCCGUGCAAGGCCAUCCUCCGGUUCCUGGCGCUGCAGCACCUACCUGCGCUGCCCGUGCUGCCACAGGCGCCGCCGCCGAUGCCGGUACUGUGA
Molecule: messenger RNA, 7632 nt
Organism: Prorocentrum cordatum
Lineage: Eukaryota; Dinophyceae; Prorocentrales; Prorocentraceae
Source: the annotation of a GenBank genome assembly